AUGAGACGGCAAGUAUUGUUUUUCAUCUCGAUCUUGUCCCUCGGUCCAGUUCUCGGACAAGUCAGCUACUCUGUUCCAGAGGAAAUGGCAAAGGGCUCUGUGGUGGGCAACAUAGCACGGGAUUUAGGUUUAGAUGUGAAACGAUUAAAGUCAGGUAAAGCUCGUAUAUUUUCGGGCGACAGUGCAGAAUAUAUCGAGCUGAGCAGAGACAGAGGAGUCCUCCUGGUGAAAGAAAGAAUAGACAGAGAGUCGCUCUGCAGACAGACGACGCCUUGUGCUUUGCAUUUGCAGAUUAUUUUAGAGAACCCAAUGGAGCUUUUCCGAAUAACAGUAGAAAUCACCGACAUCAACGACAACAGUCCCAGUUUUAAGAAUGACGAGAAACGUUUUGAAAUUAGCGAAUCCGCAGUUGUGGGAUCGAAAUUUGUGUUAGAACGAGCGGUCGACGCAGACAUCGGCAUAAAUGGCCUGAAAAAUUACAGCUUGAAACCUGCUGACAAUUUCGUUCUGAAAACACAAAGUCAGGCAGAUGGAAAUAAAAAGGUCGAAAUGGUUUUACACAAACCGCUGGAUCGAGAGAGAGAGGAACAAAUAUCGCUGCUGUUAACAGCUGUGGAUGGAGGAGAACCGCAGAUGUCUGGGACAGUAAAGAUUUACGUGACUGUGUUGGAUGCGAACGACAAUGCUCCUGUUUUUACGCAGUCGGUUUACAAGGCGGCCAUCGCGGAAAAUUCACCAAAAGGAACGACACUGACCACAGUGAGUGCUUCUGAUGCAGAUAAAGGGACACACGGGGACGUUACCUAUUCAGUGUCGACCACGAUGGACAGUGUGUCUGAUAUAUUUUCAAUAAAUGACAACGGCGAAGUGAUAUUAGUUGGUGAAGUCGACUUUGAAAAAGAGAAGUAUUACCAGAUUGAUAUCGAAGCUAAAGACAGUGGUGGUCUUUCGGAUUCUAUCUUAAAGCAUCGUAAGGUGCUUGAGAACUACAGGGACUCAUGUGGAAACUAA
Messenger RNA from Paralichthys olivaceus (Japanese flounder), 1011 nucleotides. Lineage: Eukaryota; Metazoa; Chordata; Actinopteri; Pleuronectiformes; Paralichthyidae. The record is from RefSeq and is a predicted model, not a curated record.